Penicillium manginii is the source of this 558-nucleotide messenger RNA. RefSeq lists its product as uncharacterized. The record is from RefSeq and is a predicted model, not a curated record. Lineage: Eukaryota; Fungi; Ascomycota; Eurotiomycetes; Eurotiales; Aspergillaceae. The transcript has a single exon. The coding region runs from base 1 to 558 and encodes 185 amino acids.
AUGACACCACAUAUUAUCAGCAUAAACGCAAAGGCCAGCGAAUCAAAACAGAGCAUUCAAAUGAAUAUCAGCUCACAGGAGGGCCAGCACGCUUCUUUUGUGGUUGAAUUUUACAAAGAGUCGGAAUGUGCUGAUGAGUGGAGGCGAAUUGAAUUUCUGGUCGAAUCUCGCAUGGAAUCGCUUCGUGAGCAAAGACAAGGACACGAAGCACAUGUUCUAUCUCAAGCAGUUGUCUAUAAGCUCUUCUCGGCAUUUGUGGAUUAUGAAAAGACUUUCCAAGGCAUGAAAAAGGUUUAUUUGAGCCCUUUACACUGGGAAGCGACUGCAGAUGUCGUGCUUGAGGCCCCAGGUGCCGAUCAAACCUUCACCGUUCCCCCUUACUGGAUUGACAGUAUCGGACACCUGUCGGGAUUCGUUCUGAAUGCACAUUUGACUGAUCAUAAUCCAAAAAGUGUCUACGUCUCUCAUGGCUGGGAGUCUCUCCGACUCGCCAAGACCCUUGUCCUUGGAAAAAAAAUAUCGAACCUAUGUUCGAAUGGAGGAAAGGACAGCAGGUAA